Molecule: messenger RNA, 1225 nt
Organism: Tripterygium wilfordii
Lineage: Eukaryota; Viridiplantae; Streptophyta; Magnoliopsida; Celastrales; Celastraceae
Product: 14-3-3-like protein A
Exons: 5
Coding region: 163-948 (261 amino acids)
Biological process (GO): signal transduction
Cellular component (GO): cytoplasm
Source: RefSeq, a predicted model, not a curated record
UCCGUCACCAAACACUUGUCGGCUUGUCAUUGGACCUCUCCUACCCUCUUCUCCUUUGUACUUCUGUCUCAUUUUUUUAAAUAGUCCUCUCCGCUCUGGCUUUUUCUCGUCACCAACAUCUCACACUUCUAAUCUCUCCACGGAUCUUGAUUGAUAGCAAAAAUGUCGCCCGACUCAUCACGAGAGGAAAAUGUCUACAUGGCCAAGUUGGCUGAACAGGCUGAACGUUAUGAGGAAAUGGUGGAGUUCAUGGAGAAAGUUGCAAAGACAGUGGAUGUUGAGGAGCUGACUGUUGAGGAACGAAACCUCCUUUCUGUAGCUUACAAAAAUGUGAUAGGGGCAAGGAGGGCCUCAUGGAGGAUUAUUUCUUCCAUUGAGCAGAAGGAAGAGAGUAGGGGAAAUGAGGACCAUGUCACUAUCAUCAAGGAGUACAGGGGCAAAAUUGAGUCGGAGCUAAGCAAGAUAUGUGAUGGGAUUUUAAACCUUCUAGAGUCACAUCUCAUCCCCUCAGCCAGUGCUGCUGAAUCCAAGGUGUUUUACCUUAAGAUGAAGGGUGAUUAUCACAGGUACCUUGCUGAGUUUAAGGCUGGUGCUGAGAGGAAGGAAGCUGCAGAGAGCACUUUACUGGCUUACAAGUCUGCCCAGGACAUUGCUCUGGCUGAACUAGCCCCUACUCACCCCAUAAGGCUGGGACUUGCGUUGAACUUCUCUGUUUUCUAUUAUGAAAUCCUUAAUUCACCAGAUCGUGCUUGCAAUCUUGCGAAGCAGGCUUUUGAUGAGGCUAUCGCUGAGCUGGAUACCUUGGGUGAGGAAUCAUACAAGGACAGUACAUUGAUCAUGCAACUUCUCCGAGACAAUCUGACACUUUGGACUUCUGAUAUCACGGAUGAUGCUGGGGAUGAAAUAAAGGAGGCAUCAUCAAAACGUGAAUCUGGCGAGGGGCAGUAGUCGUGAUUUUAGAACUCGUAGAAUAUCCUAUUCUGUACCCUUCUUCUUCUUCUUCUUCUUCUUUUUUAAUAUUGUGACAUUUACUUAGUUUUAGAUGCCUUGUGGGUUGUUUGUUGUAGCAGGAUUUCUUAAUGUGUUUGGUGAUCUUGAUUGCGGACAGCUCCUAGGUUUUAAAUGUUCCAGUAGUAGAUCAUAAAUGUGCUUUUUAUUAUUUGUGAUGAAGAUUUGUUUGGUUUGGCCUUCUUGUUUAUCCAAUUCAUUACAUAAGAUGCCUAUA